Messenger RNA from Vitis vinifera (wine grape), 1216 nucleotides. RefSeq names its product probable calcium-binding protein CML22. The transcript is spliced from 5 exons. NCBI's taxonomy places the organism in Eukaryota, Viridiplantae, Streptophyta, Magnoliopsida, Vitales, Vitaceae. Gene Ontology annotation, molecular function: calcium ion binding. The record is from RefSeq and is a predicted model, not a curated record. Bases 246 to 992 code for a protein of 248 amino acids.
AGGUUGUUGAGAGUCUUAUUAGAGAAGCGGAAGAGGGAAGCCCUAGCGUGCGGUUAUGACAGUUACUUGUGGGGGGAAUGAGGUAUGAUUGCACUGGAAGCUAUUGUGGCAUUUCCACUUGGUGGAGAUAUGCUUUUUUAUCUUCCUCCUCAUAAACCCUUUGGUGCUUCAGUAGCUUUCUCCCCUACUUGCCCUCCUUCAUUCUCUUGGUUUUUGAGGCUUCAACUUUCGUCCCACCAAAACCCAUGAAACAAUCAGUGGGCACAUUUUACCCUCGCACUGCUCUGAAGUCCUUUUCCAGCAAAGUAGGAGUCAUGCUUUUCCGCUGUGGUUCCUCAAACAAGUACAAGAAGUUGGAUGCAAAGCUUGAAAGGAAAAUGAUGGAAGUCAAGAGAAACACAUCAGGGCGUAACAAUUUCAGAUCAUUUGACAGCAUAAUCAUGAGGUUCCCUCAAUUCAAAGAGGGAUUGAAAAAUAUAAGAGGUGUGUUUGCACAGUAUGAUGAAGACUCCAAUGGGAUUAUUGACCAUGAGGAACUAAAGAAAUGCCUACAGAAACUGCAACUCCAUCUUACAGAACAAGAAAUUGAUGAUCUUUUCUGUUCCUGUGAUGCUGAUGGGAGUCAAGGGAUACAAUUCAAUGAGUUCAUUGUUAUUCUGUGUCUCAUCUAUCUCCUAAUGGAACCUUCCACCUCUACUCAUCCUACAUCAAAGAUGGGUUCACCACAGCUCGAAGCCACAUUUGAUACAAUAGUUGAAGCAUUCUUGUUUCUUGAUAACAAUGGUGAUGGAAAGCUGAACAAAAGGGACAUGGUCAAGGCUUUGAAUGAGGCUUCUCCCUGCGAGAAAUCAUCUGCACAUAUUACUAGGACACGAUUCAAAGAAAUGGAUGGGAACAGGAGUGGGAAGGCUGGCUUCAGGGAUUUCCUCUUUGCUCUUACUGACUGGGUUGGACUUGAUGGUGAUGAGGAAAUUCCUAUAUCAGGAAGUUAAUCUAAGUUCAUGGGCAGCAUAAUGAGCAAAAAAACAACUCAAAGUGAGUUUAGAUUUGGUAUAUUUGUGUGUACAUAUGCCAAAAAUGUAUUUAGUGUAUUAUUAAAAAAUGUUGUUGCUGUAUCAUACAUACACCAUUUAUGAUUUCCUCUUCAAAUAGUAGACAUCCGAACCAUCCUAGGACUUACUGCUAUAAAUUAUCAUUGAAUAGUUUUUCUCUCUUC